This is a messenger RNA of Gallus gallus (chicken), 3417 nucleotides long. RefSeq names its product NK1 homeobox 2 (gene NKX1-2). NCBI's taxonomy places the organism in Eukaryota, Metazoa, Chordata, Aves, Galliformes, Phasianidae. Gene Ontology annotation, biological process: regulation of transcription by RNA polymerase II; cell differentiation. The record is from RefSeq and is a predicted model, not a curated record. The coding region runs from base 38 to 1033 and encodes 331 amino acids. Gene Ontology annotation, cellular component: nucleus. The transcript has 2 exons. Gene Ontology annotation, molecular function: DNA-binding transcription factor activity, RNA polymerase II-specific; RNA polymerase II cis-regulatory region sequence-specific DNA binding.
GGAGCGGAGCGCGGGGAGGGCGCGGGGCCGCGUGCCAAUGGCUGCGCUGCCCCCUCCUCUGCCCCCACCUCACCGCCCGCUCUCCUCCUCCCCGCCGCUCACUCCGCGUCGCCAGCGCCCAGGCGGAGGUUCCGCGAGGAGGCGGCGGCGGAGGCUCCGCGGAAGCGCUGCCCUCCGCCCGGCCCCGGCCCCGCGCUGGCACCCGCGGCUCUCCGGCAGCGCGGAGCGGGGGAUGCUGGAAUGCCCGGACGGUGGGGCCAAGGCGGCCCCCGUCCAGCAGCAUAAGAUCUCCUUCUCCAUCCUAGACAUCCUGGAUCCUCAGAAAUUCACCCGGAGAAGCGAAGCGGCCGCGGGGAGCGGGGGCAGCACCUGCCGCUCGGGAGAGCAGAAAAGUUUGGCGAGAGUUGAAGUAGGAAAAGGCGCUGCUCAGCACGAGAGCGGGAGGAAUAAACUAGAGGCGGAUGAUGCACGCACCCCGGCGGAGAGCGGCGCGGAGGCAGCGGUCGAGGAGGGGCAGCCAGCGGCCGGCGCCGGCUCCGCUUCGUGCUCCGCAGACCCGGGGCCGGAGGAGCCGGGCUCGCCGCGAGGCGGCCGGAGGCGUCGGGCCGAGGCGAGCUGCGCCAAACCGCGGCGAGCGCGGACGGCUUUCACCUACGAGCAGCUGGUGGCUUUGGAGAACAAAUUCCGCGCUACCCGGUACCUGUCGGUGUGCGAACGCCUCAACCUGGCGCUCUCCCUCAGUCUCACCGAGACGCAGGUGAAGAUCUGGUUCCAGAACCGCCGCACCAAGUGGAAGAAGCAGCAUCCCGGAGCCGACGGAGCGGCCGCCCCCGCGCCCCCCGCUGCCGCCCGCUGCUCCCCCAGCCCGCCGCGCCCCGCAGCGCUGCCCGGGCAGACUUUCCCCUCGUACGCCGCCACCAGCGCUCUCUUCCCGGCCGCCUCUCCCUUCCCCCUGGGCGGCCCCGGCGGCGGACCCUUCGCUCCCUUCUUGGGGCCCGCGUACCUCGGGCCCUUCUACGCCCCGCACCUCUGAGAACCCACCCCGGCUCUGUCCCAGCGCUCCGGGGGUGAGGAAUCGGGUUUUUCUUCUCCGGCUCGCUUCGACAAAGAGAAAAAAUACCUACAUGCUGUAACCACUGGAUUUUAUUAGCACGUUUGAUAUGUAAUUAUAGGCGUUGGAGAUGGAGAGAAUAACCCUCUUUACACAUGCCUGACGCUAAUUCUUCUCCAAGUUCCUCUUUCGAACGUUCCUUGUCGCCGUCUGGCUUGCCAGCACACGCCUCACACCCGGGGAGCUCAGAGCUGCGACACUUUGUUCCCACUGCUGCUGUCCCGGUGCCGCUGACCACACACGGCCCGUCCGAUUUCCAGGGAUGCUCACACACAGAGACGUCCACGACUUUUGCUGCUGCUCCGGGACCUGGUGCACGACCCACAUUUGUAUCAGACUUCAGAUCCCAAACCUGCAAGCCUUGUGCUUGGUGACCUGCUAAGUUUUCCCUUCUGUCUGAGGCAUAGGGACUGCAGCUCCGUGCCAUCAGGCGAUGUGCGCAGAGUCCACUCGGGCAGUGGGAAAGUAUUUGAUUGCUGCUAAUAUGCAUCGCCCCUCUGCCUUGCAUUUCACUUCAUCCCCAUUGACUUCAAAGGUUUUAGAUGAGACGUCCGGAGAUCAUUCCCUUUGCAGAGAGCCGUUGUUCUUGGAACAACAGCGGUGGUGCCAAAUGAGGCAGAAAUGAAAACGUAAAUGAGAGAAAAUGAUUGCAGUAUUCAUCUCUUUAAAAAUGGGGCAUUUGUGGUAGAAAAUAAGGAAAACACAGGAUUUCCCGCAUGCAGAGACCUAUCUUCUGUAACAGAGAAACACAUGCGUUUUGGUGGGGUUUUGUUUUGCCUUUUGGAGCAUUUCUUAGAAGGGGAAAUCAUAUUUCAUCUUCAUUGUUACAAGCAUCGGAAUGAAAAGGGACUGUAGCUGGGGGCUGCUCCUUCCCUCAAUGCUGGGAAGUCAUUGGUUUAAAAUAAAUCCGCCUCAUGCGGCUUGACAAAUUAUUCCAACCCAUGUGCACCCCCUCGGUCACAUCACGAUGCUUUCAAGUAACGCGUUGGCUCUCCAACCAAAAAUCUGAGCUCAUAAAUCCUAUCUAUCUCUUGUGUUUGUCUGAAUAAAAAGGUUGUGCUGGUUUUGGGUUUUUUUUUCCCCCCCUUAAGUUACCCUGUGUUUAAUUGUUUCUAAUUGUGUUCCGGCAGAGUGGUGUUUGCAUUCCUCCGUGGGAUUUUUGGGUUCCUUGAGCCAAGGUGCCCUGCAAGGCUCAGUGCAUGCGGGCUGAGGUCCUGCCGUCACCUUCCCACGCCCAGGAGGAGGCAGUCAGUGUCUUCCCAAUUACGUGGAGUGCAGUUAACAAAGCACAGGGUUUGCCUCAGGUCAUGAUUUUGGAAGUCAUAGCUCCGGUAUAUGAGUAUAUUUACUUGUCGGUUAAUUACAGUAAUGCUUUCACUCUGAUUGGAUAUGAAUUAUAGUUGCAGCAGCUCAUCCCAUCCGUGCUCCUGACUGGGAGAAACCAGACUGAAAUCCUCCUGGCCUCCUGGCAGCCUGCUCCCUGCGGCUCACAUUGCUGUGUGUGCAGGCAGCGCUCCGGGUUUCCUUUGGCUGUCACUGAGAUGCUCCCAGAGCACGGGCCCAUUGCUCACCUGCACUGCUCUGAGGUCUUGGGGGGAAGGUCUUCUGCCCUGACACCAGUGAUAUGGUCAGCUCUCCUCCUUAAUGAGUGUAAAUUGUAGAAAAAAAACAGAGAAUGUUACAAAUUAAAAAAUGCAGCAGUAUAACUUGAUAUGCAGUCUUGAUGUUUGGAAGCCUUUUGAAGGCUUUUGUCUUUAGCUUUAUGAGAAAUCUGAACACUUGAUUCCUGUGCAAGAAAAGCCAGCCUUCCCCCCCCGACCCCAUUUAGUCAUAUCUAUUGCUCCGGGUUGAUGAAAAAGUUUUACAAUUAAUUUCAGAGAACACAUCACAGUUCCUAUGGUGUAUCACUUGCACCCUUGCCUUGGAAGAGUGGUGCAUGGCAAUGGCACCGCACACCUCACAGCACCAGCCCCAGGCCACCACAACUCCUGGCUCAGCUCUGGCCAAGCACUCACGCUGACGUGUCCCUCCUCUUGUCCCAUGUCCCUUGGCUGGUGACCCCUUUGGCUUCUCUUUGUGACUGGCCACUACUGCGGCUGUGAUUCAAACCUCAGCCCUGGAAACAGCAAUUGCUGCUGAGCUCCACGCUGCCCAGAUUGCGCUAUUCACACCAGUAACACUUUUAGAAGUGCCCCACUGAGUAUCCAUUAUCUCUAGCAGUUCUGAAUACAGAGUUGUGCAAUAUUAUCAACCGUAGACAAAAAUUGACUUUACUCACAGCUGAAUAUAGAUGUUAAAAGGAAUCA